AUGCCGAGCGCGACUGCAAACGGGGCGACAUCAGCAGUCCUGCCGGCCCUGGCGCGGACUGAGUCGCCCGCUCCACCGAAAGCACCAACUGCAGCAAGCACUCCCAGUCGUGGCGCAGGCGUUAUGUCGUUCUCUCACAUCCUUUCUGAGCCCGUCUCCAAACCUCGGCAGAUGUCGCCCGUCCUUGCCGAUGACACGUCCGUCAAAGUCGAAAAGCCUGAUAAAAGUGAGAAGGGUGACAAGGCCGAGAAGGAGAAGAAGCAACCGCGCAAGAGUAUCAAGUCACGCGUCUCGGAUAUCAAGAGCACCGAAUCGACUCCCAAGAUACCUCGUCGGCCCGCUCCCAAGCCUGAAAUUCCUUCUGCUGUACGCAUUGCCACCAAGAGAUUGGCAAAUGGCAUCCCGAAGCACAAAGUUUUCUCCGCCGACAAGGAGAAGAAGAUACGGGACCUCAUGGAGCAGUUUGAACACGAUGAUGUCGACGAAACCGAGUACGAGGAAGAGCGGUACGCUUGGCUGGAGCGCGCACAGCGUCGUCAACAAGAAAUGAACCGCCGAGACACGGUCUGCCGACAGGCGCGGAGAGCCGACUACGCGCAUAUUGAAGCUGACAAACUGCAGGCGCAUGCAGCUUUUGGCAGGGCUCGGUACUAUGAGAUCAACUAUGAUGAUGCUCUCCAGGAAGUUAGAGAGCAGGAGAUCUUCGCAGAGAAGGAGCGUAAAAAAGACAUGCAGCGCAAACGGCGACGGGAGAAGUCCAUGGCUACAACCAUGGAACAGCGGCAGUCGGCGCUCGCAAGGGCCUCCGCGGCACAGGACGAGGCCGAGCGUCAGAAGUACAUGCGUGAGGCCGAGCGCGCCAACAAGAAAGUUCAGCAGACCAAAUACAUUUUGCAGAAGGGUCUCAAGGGCCCGGCCCGCAACGUCGGCCCGAUCGAACCGAAUCUGGAAGGCGGCACCAUGGCGACUUUCUCUGCCGAGAACAUGGAACCCGGCAAGAGUACCAAAGGGAAGGGCCGCGCUGGAGGCAGGCUCAAGAAAUCCAAAGAGCAAAAACAGGCGGAGAAGGAGUCCGCCGAAGCAGCCCAGGCCGCGCUGGAUGCCGGCGAGGAGCUCCCGAGCAGGGAAGAAACCGCCAAGAUCCGUAUCAAGUUCAGCAAGUCCAAAGUGGGCAGGGAAGAUACGGACAAGGAAAACAAAGAGCCGAAAGAGCCGAAGGAGAAGGAGAAGGCCGCUGAGGACCCCAAGGAUGCACUCGAGGCCAGAUUCCAGACCAAGGGCUAUAAUCAGAUCUAUGACCAGAUCUGGCGCGACCUUGCAAGGAAAGAUGUGAACAGGGUCUUCCGUCUAGCGACCGACUCGUAUUCCACCAAGGCGUCUAAUCUCAAGAAGACAGCGAUUCUGGCGUCCAAAGAAGCCAAGAGAUGGCAGCUCCGGACCAACAAAGGCACCAAGGAUCUUCAAGCGCGCGCCAAGCGUGUCAUGCGUGACAUGAUGAGCUUCUGGAAGCGGAACGAGCGAGAGGAGCGCGACCUGCGCAAGGCCGCCGAGAAGCAAGAGCUCGAGAAUGCCCGCAAGGAGGAGGCAGAUCGCGAAGCCGCCCGCCAGAAGAGGAAGCUCAAUUUCCUCAUCUCGCAAACCGAACUCUACUCUCACUUCAUCGGCAAGAAGAUCAAAACGAGCGAGGUCGAGCGGAGCACCGAUCACCCCGAUGUUGCGGAGCUAGAUAAGGAUAAGAUUCAAGAAAGCACGCUCAACAUCGAAGAGCCGGUUGGGCCUGUCGGGGCCAAGGUCACCAACUUUGAGAACCUCGACUUCGAUGCUGAAGACGAGUCCGCUCUUCAGGCUGCUGCCGUGGCUAACGCGCAAAAUGCCAUCGCGGAGGCACAAAGAAAGGCCCGCGAGUUCAACAAGGACGAUACCAAGCUGGAUGAGGAUGGCGAGAUGAACUUCCAGAAUCCCACUGGUAUGGGCGACGUUGAGAUUGAGCAGCCGAAGCUUCUCAACUGCCAGCUCAAAGAGUAUCAGCUCAAGGGCCUCAACUGGCUCGUCAACCUGUAUGAGCAGGGCAUCAACGGGAUUCUCGCUGACGAAAUGGGUCUCGGCAAGACGGUGCAGUCCAUCUCGGUCAUGGCUUACCUCGCGGAACGUUACGACAUUUGGGGGCCCUUCCUCGUCGUUGCUCCCGCGUCAACACUGCACAACUGGCAGCAAGAGAUCACGAAGUUCGUGCCGGAGUUCAAGGUGCUGCCGUACUGGGGCACUGCGGCAGAUCGGAAGGUGCUAAGGAAGUUCUGGGACCGCAAGCACACGACGUACAAGAAGGAUGCGCCCUUCCACGUCAUGGUUACCUCUUACCAACUUGUCGUCUCCGACGUCGCAUACUUCCAGAAGAUGAAGUGGCAAUACAUGAUCCUCGACGAGGCCCAAGCCAUCAAGAGCUCCCAGAGCUCGCGGUGGAAGUGUCUGUUGGGUUUCCAUUGCCGGAACAGGCUGCUCCUGACGGGUACUCCCAUCCAGAACAACAUGCAGGAGUUGUGGGCCCUCCUCCACUUCAUCAUGCCGUCGCUUUUCGACUCCCACGAUGAGUUCAGCGAAUGGUUCUCGAAGGACAUCGAGUCACAUGCGCAGAGCAACACGAAGCUGAACGAAGAUCAGCUCAAGCGGUUGCACAUGAUCCUGAAGCCGUUCAUGCUUCGUCGUGUCAAGAAGCAUGUCCAGAAGGAACUGGGCGACAAGAUCGAGCUCGAUGUGUUCUGCGACCUGACAUACCGUCAGCGGGCGAUGUACGCGAACCUGCGAAACCAGAUCAGCAUCAUGGACCUGAUCGAGAAGGCGACCCUUGGUGACGAUGACUCGGCUAGCCUUAUGAACCUCGUCAUGCAGUUCCGGAAGGUGUGCAACCACCCGGAUCUGUUCGAGCGCGCCGACACGUCUUCGCCGUUCUUCUGCGGUUACUUCGCUGAGACGGCCUCGUUCAUCCGCGAGGGCGCCAAUGUCACGGUCGGCUACUCGACGCGCAGCCUGAUCGACUAUGAGCUGCCCCGGCUUGUCUGGCGCGAUGGGGGCCGCUUGCACAAGCCUGGCCCUGAUAAUCCGGUUGCUGGCUUCCGAGGCAAGUAUCUGGGCGAGAUGCUGAACAUCUGGACUCCCGAGCAUAUCCGCGAAAGCCUGCAAGGCGUUGACAAUUUCUCGUGGCUCCGCUUCGCCGACGUCAGCCCGCAGGAAGCCUACCGAGCCAGUCACAAGGACGUCUUCGCCCGGGCGGCCGAACUUGCCACGCGAAAGAGUCGCCUUGGAGCAAUGAAGGUUCUCUACAGCGAACCUGAGGACGGACGCUGGACGCCCGCGCAUGCCCUGUUCCAGAUUAGGGAGCGUGAAGAUCGCAGGCCGUUGGCCGACAUCACAGAGCAAGGCGUCCUCGCCACCCUUAUGAACGUCUCCCGGUCUACCUUCAGCGACCUUGGCCUUGGGCGGCUCGAGCAAGCUGCGCGCCCGCGUGCUUCUGCUCCUCCGAUCGAAGUUAUCUGCGAUAGCCGUGCCUCGGUAAUUGAGCGGGAGAAUGUCUUGUUUAACGCGCCAAUGCGCAAAGUAUUGUUUGGAGCCACGCCCGCCGAGGAGAAGGCAUUUGUCAACCAGAAGGUACCACCGCAGUUCUACCCAGCGCCUGCCCUGCUGCCCGCUCCAGACAAGGAGAAGCAGCGAUUCACGAAUAUCACUGUCCCGUCGAUGCGACGCUUUGUCACCGACUCGGGCAAGCUCGCUAAGCUGGACGAGCUGUUGCGGGAGUUGAAGGAGGGUGGGCACCGUGUGCUCCUGUAUUUCCAGAUGACGCGCAUGAUCGACCUGAUGGAGGAAUAUCUUACCUACCGCAACUACAAGUAUUGCCGUCUGGAUGGCUCAACCAAGCUCGAGGACAGACGCGAUACCGUGGCCGAUUUCCAGACGCGGCCCGAGAUCUUCAUCUUCCUCCUCUCCACCCGCGCAGGUGGUCUCGGCAUCAACCUCACAACCGCGGACACGGUCAUCUUCUACGAUUCGGACUGGAAUCCGACGAUCGAUUCGCAGGCCAUGGACCGUGCCCACCGUCUCGGCCAGACCAAGCAAGUCACCGUCUAUCGUCUGAUCACUCGCGGCACGAUCGAAGAGCGCAUCCGCAAGCGUGCCAUGCAGAAGGAAGAGGUGCAGCGUGUCGUCAUUACGGGCGGUGCCUCUGCCCCUGGCGGCGGCGGCGUCGACUUCUCUGGUCGGCGGGCUCCGGAGAACCGCAACCGUGACAUCGCCAUGUGGCUGGCGGACGACGAGCAGGCCGAGAUGAUCGAGCGGCGCGAGAAGGAGCUACUCGAGAGCGGCGAGUAUGAUAAGAUCCAGAAGAAGCGGGGUGGCAAACGCAAGCGCGCAGGCGAGGCGGCUGCCGUCAGCCUGGAUGAAAUGUACCAUGAGGGUGAGGGCCACUUUGAUGACAACAAGGGCUCCGGCGCGGCGACACCCACGGUUGCCGAGGAUCCUCGAGCAGCGAAACGCAAAAAGGCGGGCGGCAGCAAAAAAGCCAAGACAACUAAGCAGCGGCUCGCCAUUGCCGACGGCGAGAUGGACUUUUAG
This is a messenger RNA of Chaetomium strumarium, 4602 nucleotides long. RefSeq names its product INO80-like protein. The coding region runs from base 1 to 4602 and encodes 1533 amino acids. The record is from RefSeq and is a predicted model, not a curated record. The transcript is spliced from 3 exons. Lineage: Eukaryota; Fungi; Ascomycota; Sordariomycetes; Sordariales; Chaetomiaceae. Gene Ontology annotation, cellular component: Ino80 complex; nucleus. Gene Ontology annotation, molecular function: DNA binding; ATP-dependent chromatin remodeler activity; histone binding. Gene Ontology annotation, biological process: DNA repair; DNA-templated transcription; chromatin remodeling.